GGGGUUAUUCCAUUUCGGUUAACCUGGGUUUGACGCACGGUACGGAAGCAAGCCAGCUAGCUUGCCAUGCACGCGGCGUGUUUGUUUCCUUGCUUUGAAGGCGAGAAGACGCGUACGUACGGUCUCAAAUAACCGGCUCGACCACGAAGCUUGAAAAGAGGAAAAGCUUGCAAGACGUGCCUGGUGAAUUUAGAAUUCUUUCAGGUAUUUUUUGGACCAACCGCUACUGUUUUUGGUUGACCAAGAGCUGAUCAGAAAAUAUCAUACCGGUGCAAAGCAGUCGUCCACCUGCUGUUGUCUUCAGUUUUCCCGUUGUACAUAGGCGUGGCAACAUGAGGCAGCUAUUGCUUCUCCUUGUUGCUGUGAUUGGAUGCAGUGCACAGGAAUAUACCGGACUGGAAGGGACUGGACCUCACAUGGUGAAGCAACCCCUGGACACUGUCUUUAAUGAAGACAGCAACAUCGAGUCUGUGUACCUAGACUGUGAAGCUGAUGGCAACGAGAGACCCACAUACACCUGGCAGCGAAAUGGCGAAGUGAUAGACACUGGGGCUGAGAUCAGAUUCCAGCUGUCUGGAGGAAGACUGACCAUUGAACAACCAGACAGGGUAAUGGACGCUGGCACUUACCAGUGCUUCCCGUCCAACCAGAUCGGGACCAUCAUGAGCAGGAAGGCCAAGUUGGAGUUUGCCUAUCUGAACUAUUUUCCGGAGGUGGGCCCAGCGGACAUUACUAUACCCCUCAACUCAGGACAGUGUAUAUCAUGCGAGGUACCAGAACACUAUCCAGGUGUGGAAGUAAUCUGGUACAAUGAUCCCUUUCCGGUUGUGUCAUCAUUGCGGACACAUACGACCAUCGACGGACGACUGUGCUUCGCUUAUUUCAAGGAAUCGGACGUGGGGACUUACAAAUGUUUUGCACGCAACAGCAUUGACACUGGUGGCGGGUCAUCAGCCAACAAGUUUAGUGACACGUUUGCAGUAACAGCUGGACCAGCAACUGGGGCAGCUGAGUUUGGACCCACUGUAGCCAUUGCAGUUGAAGAUCAAGAGGUCCUGGUGAACACAGAGGAAGUUACGCUGAGUUGCUUCUUCUUUGGCAACCCUGCACCAAGUAUUCAGUGGCGUAGGAAAACCCCAGCGGGGGCCGGACUGCCGACUCUGUACGAGCUGAAAUCCUCCAACCAGAUUCUGGUUCUUAAAAACAUUCAGGUGGACGAUGCUGGAGAAUAUGAGUGCUACACUGAGGAGGGUGAUGGCCGAUCAUCAGGCAAUGUGGUUGUCAGAGUGCCGCCCACCUGGGUUCAAGAAAUUGCAGAUAUGGAGGGCAAUAUCUAUGGAGAUGCGACCUGGGAGUGUGAAGCAGAGAGCCCUGACGGUGUCAACUACAAGUGGUACCGCAAUGCUGAGGAGAUCGUCAACCUGCCGCGACACCAACUCAGCAAUGGCCUGAAGACAUUGACCAUCACAAACUUGACAGUAGAGGAUACAGGGAUGUACCAGUGUGCGGCCAGUAACGAUUAUGGUAUCAUCUACACUACAGGACAGCUGACUGUGCUAGCCAUGAAGCCUUGGUUCGAAACUGAGCUUGAGCAGGAUCAGCCGGCGCCCCGCGAAGGCUCAGUUACUAUCAUUUGCCAGCCAAAGGCUGCCCCGACACCGACCAUCCAGUGGACCAAAGGAAGUCAGAUUCUCAGCAGCAAUGGGCAUUAUAUUAUCCUGGAUAAUGGAAACCUAAUGAUCGUGGACGUGGUCGAUUCAGACGCUGGAGAAUACACCUGCACCGCCACCAACAGCAUAGGAAGUAGCUCUAGCACAGGGUCCAUCGUCGUAAAAGAUGGGACUAAGAUCACUCAAGGGCCCACCGACUUGGUAAUCAACGAAGGAGAAAUGGGCACACUGACGUGCCAAGCAUCUUACGAUCCUUACUUUGAACUACGUUAUAUCUGGUUGAAGGAUGGUAUCCAAGUCAACACCCAGUCGGCCAGCUAUGAGCAACCUGACAUCGGUACUGGCGAGGUAAGCCAGCUUCACAUCAAAGAUGCCUCCAUGGACCUGGGUGGCGAAUACUCCUGUCAAGCCAUUACCAUCAUUGACGAAGCAUCAGCCUCGGCCAUGGUCACCAUCAGAGGCCGGCCUGGACCCCCCGCAGGCAUCAGCGUGGUGGUUAGUGGACUGGCUGCCAAUGUUAGCUGGAGCCAUGGUGCUGACAACAACAGUCCAAUCGAAUCUUACAUCAUCGAGGGAAGCACCAAUCAUGUCCCAGAGUUCACUGUCCUCCGAAGUGGUAUCCCCGCUGCUAGUAGGCAUAUUCGUCUGACUGGCCUGUCAGCUUGGAGCAGGUAUAGGUUCAGGGUUAUAGCGGUCAAUGCAGUAGGUCAAGGUCAGCCCAGCGAGGAGUCUGAUGAGCAGGAGACGGCGCAAGACCGUCCAGUGGAGCCCCCUGCAAAUGUGGAUGGAGGAGGAGGUAGUGAUGGUGACCUUAGAAUCACAUGGGAGCCUCUGCCGAUGCAGAAAUGGAAUGCGCCAGGUCUGACUUACAUAGUCUACUGGCGGCAAAAGGAUUCAGGCUUAGAGUUCCAGGAGCAGGAAGUCAACGAUUCGUCAGUCGGGGAGUUUGUGACCUCAGGGGUACCAGCGUACACUCCAUUUGAUGUCCAGGUUCAAGCCAAGAAUGUCAGAGGAGAAGGCCCCAAGAGCCCAUUGGCUGAGGUUUACUCCUUCCAGAGAAGUCCGGACGAGGCACCAACCAAUGUUGCAGCUGACCCUGUGUCAGCAACCUCCAUCCAAGUCUCUUGGACUGGCAUAAACGAAGAGCAGAUUGUUGGAGUACUGGAGGGAUAUAUGAUUAAGUAUUGGACUGAGGACUCUACCCAGGAGCUUGCUGAAAAUAUCAGGAGCCCAGGGUCUGGAACAGAGGCUACAAUCGAAGGACUGGAGCCUAAUACCGUCUACAACAUCCUUGUCUCGGCCUAUAGCGGGGCUGGCAGUGGGCCUCCCAACUCUGAACCUGUUCAGGUCACUACCCUCAAAUCUGUGACAACUGUCCAGAUGCCGACGCAAACUCCAAGUCCAAUCCUGAUUGCACCCCAACAGGCUCCCACUGGUGUCAAGGUCACACCCAAAGGAAGUAACAGUGUGACGGUCAAGUGGAAUUCCAUCACGACCUCAGCCAAUGAGGAGCCUCUUUCAGGUUACAAGGUCCUGUACUGGCCUCAGGGAGACUUUGAAGAUGACGCCGCCAUUGAGAAAGUCAACAAAAACACCAAUCAGAUCACCAUUGAUGGUCUGAAACUGGGCACUACGUACUAUAUCAAGGUCAAAGGUUAUAGUAAAGGGGGCGACGGAGUGGCCAGUUCACCUCCACAGUCAAUUGACAUAGGUGCAGCAGGCGAACAGUCACCAAGAGGUGGAAAAGCAACACACAUCACGGCGUCUACUCUUCUUGUGUUCCUUCCCCUCCUUGUUGCCUUUCACCUACACUGAAGUGGUACCGCCCAGUGUCUUUUGGACCACUCUGAUCAUGUGUACAUGUUUUUUAUAUUAGCCAGUCUGUGCUGCACGAGAUCAUCCUGUGUUUUAAUCGAUAUCAUAUUGAUAACGUACCAAGACUGACUGUUUGGAUUUGUGGAUUAAAUUUUGAAGCGAGCUUUCCAAAUGCAACAAGGAGUAAAAUAUUGCUAGCUGUUGGAUUCCGUUGCUUAUUGGCCAAAAAUUAAAAAAAAAUUACAGUGUUCAUCAACUGUCUGAUGUUUGGAAGCUUGCUUUCAAGUUGUUCUGCACUUCAUUUAAAUAUUUGCACUUUCAGAGAAGUGUUGCAUUUAAUUUUGAAUGUUACAAGUACCACCGUUGUUAACGACAUCAUCCUUUUUUGUAAAUUAAAUCUUAUUCUAAAGUAUUUCCCUUUCAUGUUUAACAAGAGAGACAUUUUUACUUUUUUAUGAGUUUGUGAAUAUUGCUAUGUAAACUUUGCUUUGUUGUAUUUAAGAUAAGCCUGUAUCGUUACAAGUCACAUGCCAACUCUGUCUCUACCUAAUACAGCUAGAUGUCAUGUUAUGCAAUUUUAUCCAAGUUUUUAAAAAGGAGGUAAGAUGUUCCAGAUGCAUGUUCCAGAAGACAUUGCAGACCAGAAUUAGUAGUGCCCUGUAUUAUAAUCAUGAAAUAGAGUCGUAGUUAGAUUAGUACUCCAUCUUGAAGAACGUGUAACAGAACAUACCGUGUUACUUUGCAUGAAAAUACUCACCAGCCUUGGCUGAGGAAGUUGCCGUAAAUCGUAGGAAUUCCAGAUCAACAAAGCCCUAAGUGAAAUCUGUACAUGUGCUCGCCACUAUGUCAAGUACCUGUGGUAAAGGGUUUUGUCAAGCGCUGCAUGAAGGUUAGGCAGAGACAGAGGCUUGAUUAAUUGUAGUAAUGGUUGUCGCUGCUACUGGACUGAUUAGUGUUGAGUGAGGCUUUUUAUUUGAACUAAUAUAUAAUGUCAGAGUUGUAAGUGCUGUUUCGAGUUAUGCAAUUUUAUCUUUAAUCUCCGUGUUUCUAGGCCUUAAUGACGGUACAGUGAUAAACAAUUUUGGUUUAAUGUCUGAACUCUCAAAUCUAUUAAUAGAUGUGUCGUGUUCCAUCUUUUCUGCACAGUAAUGGAAGUUGCUAUUCAAGUGCUUACUGCUCUCCUGAAGCAAAAACAAAACAAAAACAAAUCAAAAAACUGGCUUGAAAUUGCUUGUUGCUGUGCAGAGAGAGGCUUUGAAAAUUGUGUACUGAACAUUCGCAUACAUUGUAAAAUUAGUAGCAAAUUGUCUGAAAAUUAAACAUUGUAUGGUAGUUGUCAUUCCAGUCAUGAAGAAUGAUCCUGUCAAAAGUGGAUGAUUGAUUGAGAACUUAUUGGACGGGCUGUGCGACCAUGAGGUCUGCCGUGACAUCGGCCAGUUACUGGCCAGGGCUGCCGAACAGGGUCAUCACAAUAUGGAUCAGGAUAGAUAAGACAAGUUGCCUUAGUCAGCUUAGACCUAGAAUGUUUGAUCACCUGAGACUUUGAGCACCUGAGAUAUUGUGAUUCACCUGAUUCCUUGGAAUCUUCUUAUGAAUGGACUUGUAAAAUAUUAGCUCGUUGUAAAAAAAGGUGAGUUCAUGCCCUAGAAAUUGUACGUUGUGUAGUGUUGUCAUUAGACAUAGUUUAAGUAGUAUGUGAUGUGAAUAACAGUGAAGGGAUAAACACAAAUGCAAUCUAGAAAAUCACAGGGAAAAGGGGUGGGGAUGCAGAUAUGGAAUGAUUGAAAAGCAAUACCUUUGUAUUCAGCACAGAAGCCAUGAUGGCUAGCCUGUCACAGUAAACCAGACUGCCCUGGCACAAUGAAUGUUUCACUGUAGGUUAAAACGACCGGAGCAUCUAAAUGGCAUAUGUGAGAAUAGCGUUGUUGGUACAUUCUGUACAUUGUGGAAGGUGGUAGAAAACAGCUCUGCAUGACUUCAAAUUUCCUGGUUGUGCAAAGAAAUAGCAGACAAACCAACAAUUUACAUUUAGGUGCACAAUUUGGUACAGACAAUUCUAACUUGACUUACACAGUAGUGUGAAAUGUAGAUUCAGAAUUCUAUUGAUGUAGUUACACUCUGCCAAAAUUAUUUUAGAAGGUCUCGGUAAAAAACGUUCACUUUAGUAGGAACUAGAAAACAGUUGAUCCGUCAGCGCAGCAAUGACCAAAAUAAGAGCAAUAUGAAUUGCACACUUUCUCUAUCCAAAGAACACUCCCCCAUCCCAUUGACUUUUCAUACAGGGAAAUUUAUAAGGGUUUCAAAUUAUAAACUGUACACAUGAGUGUUGUGAAAGUGGCAGUGUACGCACUAGGUGUUGUGUUAGUUUAGAAAAUUCUUGACAUAUUGGCAGUUGUAAUGGAUCAAAAUACCAAAUGUACAUGUAGACUUGUAAAUGUGCAUGUAGGCAGGUUGUAUAAUUAGCCAUGGAUUGUGUGGUGAAUGUAUAGAAAUGUGGUCAGUCAGCUGUCUUAGAUUAACAUCAUCUUCAUUUUAAGUUCUGUUUAAAUGUUCAUAAGGUUUUCAGGGAACAGUUUCCGUGUUAGCUAACACCAAGAAAUAAAUGAUUGGGUUCUCAAAUGACAAUUCAUGCAAAUGUGAUACACAGAGAAUGUUGUAUGUGAUAAGGAUCAAAAGCAGUAAAGUUGCUACUGAUUGUGCAUUGACAGUUCAACAGAUUUGGGGAAAAAAAGGAGUUUUCAUAGGAACCUUGAAACUAAAAGUACUUACUUCAGAAUCCCAAAGACAAUAAGUACUUUUUGUUAAUUUUAAGUACCCACUAUUAGUACUCUAGUUUAUUAAUUGACUCUUCUGGUAUAUGUACGGUAAUGGUAAUAUUAUUUUAUACUGUACAGUUUGGUUUACCCUGAUAGCAUUUCUGAUGUUUGUGUAUUUAUUUAGUCUAAUUUCUGUAUCAUAUCAUUAGUUCUGUACCUCAGCAUUCUUGUUUGUUAUUACUAAAAACGGGUUUUCACUGUAGAACAGUUUAACCUUCUUACAAAGUUAUGGCACUUAAAUGCAUGGAAACUGUGGCAAUAUUGGAGGAAGUUGCCAUCAAAAAUUAAUGGUUGAAAAGUCUUGUGUCUGACGGGGCAUGUCAGCAGAUCUAUUUUACUUUUCAUGGUCAGAAUUUAUGUUAAUAAUUGUGUCUGUUUAACAAUCAUUUGUCACUACUUUCACUGUUUCUAUUUUCUUUUAGUGUUGAAUUAAAAGUACUACUGUACAUGUGUAUUGA
Messenger RNA from Acanthaster planci (crown-of-thorns starfish), 6759 nucleotides. RefSeq names its product contactin-2-like. Lineage: Eukaryota; Metazoa; Echinodermata; Asteroidea; Valvatida; Acanthasteridae. Gene Ontology annotation, molecular function: protein binding. The record is from RefSeq and is a predicted model, not a curated record. Gene Ontology annotation, biological process: cell-cell adhesion.